Molecule: messenger RNA, 9444 nt
Organism: Aspergillus nidulans FGSC A4
Lineage: Eukaryota; Fungi; Ascomycota; Eurotiomycetes; Eurotiales; Aspergillaceae
Exons: 3
Coding region: 1-9444 (3147 amino acids)
Molecular function (GO): cysteine-type deubiquitinase activity
Source: RefSeq, a predicted model, not a curated record
AUGCCUACGUGGGAAAGUGGUCUUCGUUCUAUCUUCAACCACGUUGUCCUGCCCCCUGAGUUACCUGGACAUGCUGAUGAACAUCCCGAGGCAGUUGAAAAGGAAUUGAUGCGUCGGCUGCUCAAUACAGUGACGUUGAUGAAAACCAAGGCAGACGAAGAGCUGUUUCCAACCUGGCAGAUCCUGGAAAAUACAUUGAAACUGUCUUCCAUCGUGAACGAAGGAGUGAUCUGCAACAAGGCAGCUCUUAUCGAAGCUCUGAAGAAAGUGGGUUCAGAGAAUGCCGUGAUUGUUCGUGUCCAAGAGCAGAAUGCAGGUCUUCUUAUCAGACAUGAUGAAGCAGGUGUUAUUUUCGAAGCCUUCGAGAUCUCUGGGUCUGCCGAACAAACCCUUGCUGCUAAAGGUGCUUUACAAUGGGACUUUCCUGGGUGUGCCGUUUCUUUACCGCACGAGAUUUUCUCCGACCACAGCUUUCAAGCGAACCUUGCUAUGUUCCUUGAGAAGGCAAGUGUCGAAUAUCUUCCUCAGUUUGCUGCCAAGGUUCGCAAAGCAGGUAAAGAUGUGACUGAGGAUCGAGACACAUGUGAUCCUGCGCUCAUAACACAAUGUUUAAUGACUCUCCUCGAGGCCAAUGGAAAACGACUGUCUGUGCCAUGUUUGAGGAAGCGCGUCAAUGAUGAUGUCUGCUGGAACCAGGCAAAAGUUCCCUGGAGGCGCUCCCCUAUGUGGCUUACUCUGAGGGUCUGCCUUCAACGUCUGCUACACUUGCAACUCGGAGAGGCUGGACGUGUACAGUACAAAAACUUGAUGUGCAUGCUUUUAGCAAAGUUAUUAGAUGACUGCGUGAGAGUGUUGAGUUCAGAGCACUAUCAUUUAUUGAAGGUCAAGCUGUGCCGCCGCCUGGCGAAGCUCGAAGCAGAGAAAGAAUCCGGUUCUGCCCAGGUACACAUGGCAUACACUGCGGCUCUUCGCUUGAUUGAACCUUACUGCAUGGCCUCGAUUGAUGCUGCGACCUCAGCGAUCCAUAAGGAAUGGAAUUUCUGGAAACAGGAUAUUCAGCGGCAAAUUCCGAAACUGCCCUCUUGCACGCCCAGUGACUGUUAUCUGACACUUCCUAAUAGCAUCGAAUAUCUCAAGAACAUUUUCCAUCCACGUCAACACAAGUCUCCUCAAGCAAGCUUUAUAGAGCCAUGCCAUCUUGAUAGUAUUGUGACAAGCAGUACGACAAAGCAGUUCGCCGCCUUGACCAAGAGGUAUUCAGUACUUGCGGAUCGAGAGGCGGCUAUAGCCUCCGACGCAUUUGAGCUUCCAUCCGCACCGGAAGCAAUUACCAAGCAAUGCAUAGACUUGGCAUCCUCCAUUGGGGACUAUAUGGAGACCGUUGGGGAUGCGUACGACGAUGACCCUGAGCAGUUUUCACUUUUUAUUCUCAGCAUCUUCGACAUGUGGGUAGCCAUGGACAGAGCUGCAAUAAAAGCAUAUCCUGUUUUGAAGGAUUUCCAUCCAUGGUUCAACCCAGAGCUCCUUGAUGUAUUACUUCUAGAACGUUUGAAAGAUAUGAGACGUCUUCAAAGCAUCCAAUUUCAUCUUCAGUCUCGCUGUACAGAAGCCAAAUAUGGCAAGAUGACGAUUUUCGGAGACCCGAUGCCUGGCUGUUUUGCUGAGCGGUAUUUCGAUUCACCUAGCGCAGGCCCGCUUCACAAGCUGCGACAGCGUAUAUUGAAAGCGUCACAAGAGGCUGAAGAUUACAAGAGAAAAGAAUUAGAGGAAAUCAAUAGGUCUUUUACUCAUCUGACUGACAAGCUGAGAUCCACCAGUUGCACUUUCCUUCGCAACCCCGACGGAUCUCACGAUAUUCGUGGCUGCAUUCAUUGCUAUUAUUUGAGAUCCCGACGCCGACUCAAAAUUGACGUCCAUGAAAAUUAUCUACCAUUUGAUCUCCGGGGCGAAGUCCAGCAGAAGGCCAUCCUUUUUGAGCUUCAGACGCCGAAAGCCUUAGCAGCUUAUCGUGAAGUCACUUGGAAUAUUGUGAAUAGACUCUGUGCUAAGCCAAGUCCUUCCGAUAAGGGCAAUCCAGAAUUAUUGCUCGCCGAUUACACCCAGCUCAAAAUAUACAGGGAGAAACGAGCAGGAACUUUUAGUUUGGCCUCGCCAAAGAAGAGCUUCAUAGGAACACAUUAUAGGUGGAAGGGGCUUCCUGCUGACGUUCAGGAUAUCAUACUUCCGCAUGGCCCGGAGUACUAUUUCUACGACUCUGGGAGGGAGUUAUGGUUCAGUGACUACCCUCAGCAGCUAAGCUUUGCACACCAUUUUGUGCUCCGGAUCCCGAAAGAGUCCCCGUUCUCAUGUCUCUAUUCUUCGUCGUGCUUUGCUCCUGACACAGAGGGGCCUUCUUCCUACAAAAUCGCAGCUAACAUUAGCGAAUGUCCAACGGCUCUUACAGUGCACGAGUUUACAGCACAUCAGACCAUUACCGGCGGCAGGAACAGGCGCUGGCUAUCUAUCCUAGCCGAAUUAGGGUCUUCAAAUAUUAAUUUCGGCUUACAAGAGACAAUGAUCCUGUUUCAUCACCUUGCAUUGCAAGCAGGCCCUAGGCUGGAACACACUAACUUCCGGGCCGUCCAUGUUAUGUUCAGGGAUGAACAGUUUUGUCAAAGAAUGACGGAACAAGUUAGCCGGCAUGCAGAAUCGAUAGCCACAAACCACCGUGAGCACAAUAUGAUGGAAACCCUUCUUACGCUCUGUUUACGGCUAUUUUCUCUGGGCUCUGCAGAGUCCCGUUUCGCGUCCAAGAGGGUCCUCCAAAAGAUCCGGCAAAUAACUAUGAGCUGGAUCAAACUACUGCGAGAUGAAACAAGGAAAGCUGAUGAUGUGAAUGUGGUCAAUACCGCCGCCAGAUACUGUUUCCUUUCAGCGCUCCUCUGUCGAAGGUCCUUUACGCCUUGGUUAACCAGUCAAGCGCCGCUUGAUCCGGAAAGCUUGAGGUGUUUUUUUGACGCAUCUUUGGCCAUGCAAGAGAGUUUAGUUGCCGAUUUGAGCCUCUUUUCAAAUAUAACAAGGAAUAUGUUAAUCCGGGACAUCAAGAUGACUAGUCAGAUGUCAGUUCUAAUAAGUACUAGUGCUAUGCAGGAACCUAACAGCAUUGGAGCUGCCAUUGACGCUGCAUGGCCCCAAGCAGACAACAAGCCACGGAAAUAUGGAGAGUGGAGGUUGUUAUCGCACCCUUAUGAGAACUGGGUUACUUCCCAAACUGAUGCAUCAGACGAUAUUUUAUCACAGAGGUUCUAUUUCCACCUUCUCCAAGGUCAUCUUGUCGUUGAUGGUAAAACAAUUGGAAAGCUGCCAGCUGACAUUCGGGACUCACCAGUUCUGAAAGAGCUCUUCGGUAGUCAGCGUCUGUUUGCGCUACCUUCAAAUCUCCCUGGGAUGGAGUGGACACUGCUUAACUCUGCAGAUGGACAUCGAAUCCAUCUAGCUCAUCGUGGUGAACAGCUAAUCAUACGAGCAGAGGCAUAUAGAAGCAUUUUGGAGCUGGUGCCACGAAGUGUAUUUGGGCGUGGCCCAAACUUUGACCUUCCAUAUCCUCUGAUUAUCGAUUGCAUUCAUUGGAUGGACCUCCGUACUGGCAUUCUGGAGGUGAGGCAAAAGCCACGCAUUUGGAAGAGAAGGGAAGGAAAUUGGAAAAUAGAUAUUCGAACUAGGAAAUGUGAGCGGAAAAGAGUUACCUUGGUUGACCCAUUUUCCAGCCUCGCGAGACAGAUUUCGCAGGUCUUCCAACACUUUGAACAGUCAAACCGGAUCACUAUCAUUCGGACUCCCAAGACUCUCAUUGUCGAGCUGAAACGCUUGAACCUUGACUUCAGCCUUACAAAAUGGGGCUCGCUGAAAUGUCAUCAACUUGGAGCUUUGAUCGACCGUGAUCAAGACCCGGGUACCUUUUAUGGCCUCCAAAGUAUGCUUGUGCUGCGUGACGACCGAAGCGGCCAGCGAAGUAUACUCGUCCCCUUAGGUGACCCUAGUUGGACACGCCACGGGAGCCACGUUCGGGUGAAGCUAGAGAGCAAUGGAAUUUACGUGAAGUACACUAUCAACAACGUGCUUCGACGACUCGAAUGCCCUGCUAAUCCUCGACUAUUAUAUGUAAAGGCUCAGCUGCACGCUUUGACAAGUCACUUAUUACCAGACCCGCUCACUGGUCGAACUGGUACGCAAGAAGCUCUCGAUUGUCUCCGAUCAGGCUUCUGCCAGCCAUGGGUACCCCUAUCUUCUGAUGCUAGAAACAUUUUGCAUCAGAUAGCUAGCCUGACACCGCGAAGGGAGUACUAUCCAAAAGUCAAGCGGCGUCAGCAGAGGGUUUUCUGGAAUCCUCAUUUGACCGCGAACAUCCAACAUGAAGGCUUCUACCCCCUGGUCGAGGUCAUUAUCAAGAGAUCCGAAAUUCUGUCCAGGUUCUCUACCAAGCAAGCAGAUUCAAUUAAUGAGUCUACCAUGCCCGUUAGCAUAAGUCAUUUGCGCGAACGAGCGCAUCGGCGGCGGUCAAUAUUUGAGGCCUUUGAUUUUUCGCAGCCCGCCCUGGCUGAAGACACCCCAUAUGUGGCUCGCGACGGCUGGUCUAGCUCAAGGAGAGUAACCAAUGUUCGCGAAGUCGUGACCUUACUUCUUAAUGAGCCAUCGGCAAUACACACUACACGAAACCUGAUGGGGUUACUCGAAAGCUGGCCGUCAAUUGGCGGUUAUUCGAAUACCUGUACUUACUACAACAUUAGCGAUUAUCUUUCGCUAAACGUUGCCGAAGAGUGGGGAGGUCUCGUUAACAUGAGCAGAAAGUCGAGGAAAGAAGACGUUCACAAUCUUAUCUUCAAACUGGGCGUGAUAGCGUUUCAGGAUGGGGUAAAUAUGACGGCACUGCGAGUUAUUGCAUCCUUUUUCGUGUUUCCAGAGUUUAGAAGCGGCCUGCAGUUUCCUCACUUUCCUUCUUUUGUUAGAUUCGCUAGGGACGAGAAGCCUACUGUUGAUUCGCUGCUACCGCUUAUCAGGAUGUCUUACCCUGCCAGACCUAUGAUUUCAAGGAGACAUCGGGUUUACAAGGACUCCGCGCUUGGCUACGAAGCGAACUGUGAGAAGGAGGGUGUUGAACUGGCGAAACUGCUGAUUCGACAAUGGCCUUGCGCAGAACCUUCUGCGGAAUAUUUCGAGCCGAAGGAUAUAGAUAAAGCGCAGGCCAUGAAGGCUCUACUACCGGAGUGGACAAGAAUUUAUCAUAAUUUACACUUCCAAGGUCAUAUAGAGAAGGUCCAGACGAUCCUAAAUCAUCACUACCGAGUGUACUAUGAUUUUGCGCCUAUGGCGGCCUCGAGCAGCAUUCAUAAGGAAUACCUGGGUCCGAAGCGAAAGUUCAUUUUUGUUUCCUAUCCUAAAGUGAAAGAAGACCUCUUAGCCAAGCCGGCACUUGGGCUUCUUGAAACUCUGGGGCUGCCUAAGGAGACUGCGGUCCCGGAAGUUGAAGAGCCGCCGACUGGAACCCAGGACUCCAAUACUUUGCAGUCUCCAUCACCGCAUAUCCUCGAGCUAGAAAACAUUGUACAUCAACUUGGACGGUCAGAAUGCCCAGUCAAAUUUGCGUACGCUCAAGAUUUGGAGCAGAGUAUCGCAGCUCUGAAGACAAUUAGGGAUACAGACCAGCUCCAUCGAGCCAAUCCACUAAUGGAAAAAGGAACACUUGAUCAGGAUAUUAUAAUAUCGCGCAAUAAGAUCAAAGACUACUAUGACUGCAUCAGCAAUUCUCUGUCUGCUUCUGAUGAAACGUUCAAGUGGCUAUCUAUAGGCAACCUAUGGCCGACCCUGACUCCAACUACAAUUCUACAACAGCUACGUUCGACAUCCCGUCAUGAGUUUGGACCUGACAUGAAAGAAUUAUUUGUCUCGUACGCUCUAGCGAUUGCCAAGCUGCAGAAGCUUCUCAGGCUGAAAGAGGCUGCCACGAAGCGCGAGGAAAAUACGGUCAACCACGAUUGUACGGAUCCUGGCCAUGUGAACUGGAAUCCGUUCGAUUUUCCUGACUGGAUACUACUCGAGAUCGAUGCAAACUUUCAAAUUAGGCAGGACCAGGUUACUGUAGCCAUGGAGAUGAUUUCACCUUCCUCUGGGUCCAAUUCCGUCCUUCAGAUGAAUAUGGGCCAGGGGAAAACGUCUGUAAUUAUGCCAAUGGUAGCCGCGGUUCUGGCUAAUGGUGAGGUACUCAGCAGGCUUCUUGUUCCAAAAGCCCUACUAUCUCAGGCAGCGCAGAUCCUUCAGUCACGCCUUGGGGGUCUCCUUGGGCGAGAUAUUGUACACGUCCCGUUUUCCAGAAGGACUCGGACAACCCACUCUCUUCUGGAAGACUACCGUCAAUUACAUGAGGGGACUUUGCUGAGCUCAGGUAUAAUACUAGGGGUGCCGGAGCAUAUCUUGUCGUUCAAACUCAGUGGACUCCAACGACUCGCUGACUCGAAACUGCCAGAAGCAGGUGUGAUGAUCGACACGCAGAAAUGGCUGGAGGAAGUUUCUCGGGAUGUGAUUGACGAAGCGGACUUUACGCUGGCUGUAAAGACGCAGCUCAUAUACCCAGGCGGCUCGCAGCUAGCGGUUGAUGGCCAUCCUGAGCGAUGGGAGGUCGCCAUGACUCUUCUUGGUCUCUGUGCAUGCUAUCUCAAAGAUCUCUCAAAAGAAUACCCACGGAGCAUCGACAUUCUCGAGCGGAACUCAACCGGGUUUCCUGUGACUUACAUACUACGGAAAGACGUGGAACACGCUUUGGUUCACAAGAUUGCGCAGGAUAUAUGCAACGAAAAGACAUCUUUGUUGCCGCUCCGGGAUUGCAACAAAAUGGACAAAGAAGCGAUCAGGCUGUUCAUUACCGAGGAAAAAGUCGAAAAGUCUGUGACUAAACGCGUUGCAAAACUGUUCCCUGACACCCCCAAAUUGCGCAAAGUUGUUUAUCUACUGAGAGGUCUGCUGGUACACGGGAUCCUCAUUCUGUGCCUCAAGAAACGCUGGAACGUCGAGUACGGACUUCACCCCGGUAGGGACCCAAUCGCAGUGCCCUUCCACGCUAAGGGAGUCCCAUCUGAGCAGGCUGAAUGGGGUCAUCCGGAUGUCGCAAUCUUGUUCACUUGCCUCGCAUUCUACUACGAGGGCUUGAGCCAGCAGCAGCUUAAGAAAAGCCUGGGAGCAGUUCUAAAAAGCGAUCAUCCGUUCACUGAAUAUGAGCGUUGGACGCAAACCUCGGCCACGCUUCCGGAGGCGUUACGACAUUGGGCUGCCAUCACGGUGGACGACGCAGGCUUGGUUGCGGAAAUAUGGAGGCACUUGCGCUACACGCGCGAGGUUAUCAAUCAUUUCCUGAGCAACUUUGUGUUCCCUCUGCAUGCCAGACAAUUUGCCACCAAAUUGUCAGCGUCUGGGUGGGAUUUAAUUUUGAGUCGCGGCUCUCAAUAUCGCUCGACAGAUGGGCUAUGGGUCCAUCCUGGUUUCACCACCGGCUUCUCCGGGACAAAUGACAACCGCCGACUUCUCCCACUCACCAUUGAGCAGUGCGACCUGCCUGGCUUGUCACAUACGAAUGCAGAGGUGUUGACCUAUCUCCUUCAGCCCAGGAAUCGGUGUUAUCGUGUGGCUAUCGGGCCGUACGAAAGACGCAUGUCCGAGAAUGCGUUGUUGGAGUAUCUGUAUAAGGAGAAUAUUCGGGUUCUCAUUGAUGCCGGUGCUUUUAUCAUGGAGAUGAACAACGAGACCGUGGCGAAAACUUGGUUACAGGCGGACUGGAAAGCUAAGGGAGCAGUAUACUUUGGCGACGACAACAUACCAUGGGUUAUGUAUCGGAACUUUAAGCGCGCACCGCUCUUUGCAAGUCCAUUUGCAGAUGACCUCAGCGAAGCCCUAGUCUACCUAGAUGAGGCUAGAAGCCGUGGCGUGGACUUGAGAUUUCCCCCGUCGGCGGUUGGAGCCUUGACGUUGGGCUUGGGACAGACCAAAGACCAUACGGUGCAAGCUGCCAUGAGGCUUCGUCAGCUCGGUUCAACGCAAUCCGUAACCUUCAUCGCACCGCCAGAAGUUCAUCAGAGCAUAUUGCACGUUUGUAAUAAGACCUCGAAAGAUAAACUGGAUUCGUCUGACGUCGUCGCUUGGCUGCUUGAUCAGACGUGCGCAGUCAACCUCGAGCUCUCGCCUUUGUACUUUGCCCAAGGCAAAGACUUCACUUCUCGAUUGCAAGCAGCGACAGCGCACAAAAUGAUAUUUUCCAAUGUUGAACACAGAACAGCCUACCUCAGAGUUCUGCAGCAACCCGAACAGCAAACCCUCGAGCAACUAUACGAACCAACCUACCGCGAAGAAACUGCAUCGUCGUUAUCUGUCACUACCUUUGCCUCUGCGGGUAAAGUGGGCAGGCUCAUGCAAGCGCUGGAGAAGCGACGACUGGAGUCUCAUAAGUUGGCGUCGGUCAUUAGUUCAGCUCUUGAGCAAGUAGAACAGGAACGCGAAGUGGCAUAUGAGAUUGAGGAGGAAAGAGAAAUACAACGCCCUAGUCAGAAAAAGGCCCUGCGCUUUCCCGGUCUGCAUGAGUCCAUCUUGAAUUUUGCCAAAGGAGAACCCCUUGGGUCUUCAGGCAUUCUAUCAGCGUCUGAAUGGCUGGAAAAGACGCACCUUGGGGAGAAGUACAAAAUCGAAGGCUCCUCGCUAGUAUCCCAUCUCCACCUUUCUGCGGAGUUUUCAAGGACCGUCAAGCUGAAGAAUUCAGAGAAAAGCGAUACCUACAUACGGCCCGUGAAUUGGUUGCUUUAUAAUACCGUUACUGAGACAGCUCUGGUGAUUAUUAGUGAGGAAGCAGAAAUCCUAAUCCCAAUCAUGAGGGCUUCUACUUCUCGAACCACUCAUCUCAUCCUCUAUGCAGCGCCCUGGACCAAAUCAAUGCUGCACUUUAAUAAUCUGACUUACUAUUCGCUACCCAGCCUCCGCGAUGGCUGGACUCCCCCAACUUGGCUCCCGUUUGAGUUAGGUAUUAUCGCAGGAAGACUCUACUUUCCUUUCUCAGAGUACGAAGAUGCCUCAAACCCUCUUUAUUCGCUCGCCCGCAACCCAGACGGUGAAGAUGAAUCGCUGGAUUCCUGGGCCAAGAACCACCUUAACUUCUUGCAGGAAUGGCUCGCAAUCCGUCGUCAGGGCCAGGACGUUACCGAUACCCCGAUGGGCUACAUCUGUCAAAACUGGCCGCUGCGAAGGGAGCACCCCUUUUUUGCUACAAGGAGUGCCCAGGAGGGUAUGAAUGCGCCUGGACUGGAGUGUCUUCGAUUUACGAUGUCAGAUCAGGAGGAAGAGUACUAUAGUAGUGAUGAAGAUUUGAUGGAAGUUAAUAUGGGCGGUAAUGUUGAUGAUGAGGUACAUGGGGAAAAUGUUGGAAUUGAGUGA